This is a messenger RNA of Zychaea mexicana, 3204 nucleotides long. Its product is annotated as potassium/sodium efflux P-type ATPase. Gene Ontology annotation, cellular component: plasma membrane. The record is from RefSeq and is a predicted model, not a curated record. The transcript is spliced from 4 exons. Gene Ontology annotation, molecular function: P-type calcium transporter activity; ATP hydrolysis activity; ATP binding. Gene Ontology annotation, biological process: calcium ion transmembrane transport; intracellular calcium ion homeostasis. The coding region runs from base 1 to 3204 and encodes 1067 amino acids. Lineage: Eukaryota; Fungi; Mucoromycota; Mucoromycetes; Mucorales; Lichtheimiaceae.
AUGUCCGAUUCUAAGCAAGAGCAAAUCAACACUAGCAACAACAACAACAACAACAACAGCAGUAGUCAGCAGAACAAUCAGAACACUACGAUCACUUUUGCCGAUCAGUCAGCUCCUACUAGUCAAGCCAACCAUGAAAAGAUAAAUCAACGUUCGCUUACUCGCUCGUCCACGGGCCAGAGUAGUAUCUCCUUUGAUGCGCGCUCCGUCCGCAGUGUGCUCAUGAAAAAGGUCAACCUCGUCAAGCGGCGGAAGGCACGCAAGACCGAAGAGCAGCGAGUCGAGGGCCCACCCUACCAUACCAUGGAUCUCGAGACUGUCGCCAAGCUGAUGAAGUCUGACCUCGAAGACGGUUUGGACCAAAAAGAGGUUGACGCUCGCCGUGAAGAGUCCGGUUUCAACGAAAUGGAGGGCGAAGGCGGUGUCAACCCAUUCAAGCUCUUGUUGAAGCAGUUCUUCAAUAUCAUGGUCUUGAUUCUUUUGGUCGCAAUGGUUGUCUCGUUUGUCUUUGAAGAUUGGGUUGAAGGUGCUGUUAUUUGCGCCAUCAUGUUCUUGAACGCCGGUGUCGGCUUCGCCCAAGAGUACAAGGCUGAAAAGACUAUGGAUUCCCUUCGACAGAUGGCCUCGCCUACCAGUCAAGUGGUGCGCGAUGGCCAAUCCAAGACUAUACCUACACGCGAGUUGAUUCCCGGCGAUGUCAUCAUCCUCAAGGCUGGCGAUGUUGUUGGCGCCGACUGUCGUGUGAUCGAAUCGUUCAACAUGGACAUUGAUGAAGCUUUGCUCACUGGUGAAUCUGUUCCUGUUAACAAAGUAAUCGAUACCUUGGAAGGCUCUGAAAUCCCGCUUGGUGAUCGUGUCAAUAUGACGUAUUCCAGCACUGUCCUCACCAAGGGCCGUGGUAAAGCCAUUGUCACCGCCACCGGUAUGCAAACUGAAAUUGGCAAGAUCGCCCUUCGCCUGUUGAACAGCGACGACAGCCGCAAGACUCCUCUGCAGCGCUCGCUGGAUCGUAUGGCUCUCGUUCUACUCGUGGUUGCCAUUAUUUCCGUCAUCAUUGUAUUCGCGGUAGCCAAGUUCAAUAUCGAAAAAGGUCAAAUCCUCUAUGCCAUUUCCACUGCCAUCUCUGCGAUUCCCGAAGCCCUGGUUGCCGUGGUUACGUUGACUCAGGCUUUUGGUGUCCACAGCAUGGCCAAAGCGAAUGCUCUCGUCCGCAAGAUCUCUGCUCUUGAAUUGCUCGGUUCUGUGACCAACGUCUGCUCUGACAAGACCGGUACCCUGACUCAGUCCAAGAUGGUGCUGACCCGUUUGUGGCGUCCUGACGAAGGCUUCUUCAAGGUUGGCGGCCUUGGUUUCUCGAUCGAAGGCGACUUUACCCGCGAAAGCGACGACAAGGUGAUGACCAAGGAUGGCUUCACAUCAGGCUUGCACCAGUUGGCGUUGACUGGUGCGUUGUGUAACAUGAGCGAACUCCGCAAGGACAAGGAGACGGGUGACUAUCACGGCAUGGGUGAUCCAACUGAGGUUGCCCUGCAAGUGUUUGCACACAAAGUCCAGAUGGGUAAGCCUUCCCUCACCAAGUCGGAGAAGGGCGAAAACUGGAAGUUGAUUGCCGAGUAUCCUUUCGAUUCAUCGAUCAAGCGCAUGAGCAUCCUCGCUCAAGCUCCCGACGGUUCCUACUAUGCCUUCAUCAAGGGUGCCACUGAACGUGUCUUGGGCACCUGUGCUGGUGUGCAGUACAGCGAAGAAGACGAAAUCAAGUCGAUGCAAGGCAGUGAACUCGAAGAACUGGUCUUGCCUCAAGUCGAAGAGCUCGCCAAGGGCGGUCUCCGUGUUCUGUCGCUCGGUAUCCGCAAGGUCAAGGCCGAAGGUCCUGUUGGCCCUGAAACUUUUAAGCGUGAGGAAAUCGAGCAAGGUAUGAACUUUUUGGGUUUGGUCGGUAUCUACGAUCCUCCACGAGCCGAAUCCAAGGAAGCUGUCGAGCAGUGCCACCUUGCCGGUAUCACUGUCCACAUGUUGACUGGUGACCACGCUGCUACUGCUACCGCCAUUGCCCGCGAAGUCAGCAUUCUGCCCGAACGCUAUGGUCUUGACGGCAAGCCGCAAGAAGAACUCGUCAUGACUGCCACCAAGUUCGACAAACUGACUGAGGAACAAGUCGACGCGUUGCCCCAACUUCCUCUCGUCAUUGCUCGCUGCUCUCCCGACACCAAGGUCAAGAUGAUUGAAGCUCUUCAUCGACGCAAGCGCAUUGCUGGCAUGACGGGUGACGGUGUUAACGAUUCGCCUAGUUUGAAGGAAGCAGAUAUUGGUAUUGCCAUGGGUCAAAACGGCUCGGAUGUUGCCAAGCAGGCCGCCGAUAUUGUGCUCGUCGAUGAUAACUUUGCUACCAUUGUCAAGGCCAUUGAAGAAGGCCGUCGUGUAUUUGCCAACAUUUCCCGCUUCGUCGUCCACAUGGUUACUGGUAACAUCGCCGAAGUUGUUCCUCUUAUCAUCGGUCUGUGUUUCAUCAAAGAUGGAGAAUCCGUCUUCUUGAUGACCCCAUUGCAGAUUCUUUUCAACAACAUCUUGACCUCUUCGCCUCCUGCCAUGAGCUUGGGCUUGGAACCUGUCCAUCCCGACCAGAUGCUUGUGCCCCCGCGUCCUACCAGCGAAGGUCUCUUUGCCUGGCCCAACGUUCUUGACAUUAUCUUUUACGGUAGUGUCAUUGGUAUCAUCUGUCUGCUCAACUUUAUCGUCGUCAUCUAUGGCUGGGGCAAUGGCCACGAGUCGCUUGGCACUGAUUGUAACGGUGAAUACAAUGAUACCUGCGAGGUCGUGUUCAGGGCCCGUGGCGCUGUAUUUGCUGCACUGACGAUCAUGGUGUUGCUGCAUGGUUUCACCUGCCGUGACUUGUUGAACCCCAUCUGGACGUGGAAAGGAUUGGUCAAGCGUCGCCAGAACUACUACCUCUUGUGGUCUACCGUCGGCUGUAUGUGUCUCAUGUUCAUUGCUCUUUACGUGCCCGUUCUCGACACUGUCGUAUUCAAGCACAAGGGUAUUUCCUGGGAAUGGGGUAUGGUCUUUGCUUCUUGCUUCAUCUACAUGGCCAUCACCGAGAUCUGGAAGUACUUUAAGAGAAUCUCCCACCGACGAAAGCUUGCCCGCCGACAGCAAACCGAACAAGCCGAGCAUGACGAAAAAGCUGGUCGGCUUUCUAGCGAGUAA